Molecule: messenger RNA, 1514 nt
Organism: Nelumbo nucifera (sacred lotus)
Lineage: Eukaryota; Viridiplantae; Streptophyta; Magnoliopsida; Proteales; Nelumbonaceae
Product: DUF241 domain protein (DUF241)
Biological process (GO): root development; shoot system development
Source: RefSeq, a predicted model, not a curated record
CCCCUUCAUUAUUCAUAUUCCAUUAUUAUGAAAUCAUAUAUGUUUAGUAUUAUUAAAAUCUCCCAACUUCCUCUGCCUUAUAAAUUUAAUCCCUCCCUGGGGCAGAAAGGCUUCGUCUCCGCCAAAGUCCCCAAAACCUUUUUGUCUUUUAUCUUUAGGGGUUUUCAUUAUCAACAGAGUCGUUGCAGAACAAAACGCAGAGGAAGAAGAAACAAAAUAUGGUUCCCGGAUUCCGCCGCACCCUUUCUUUCCCAAACCAGCAUCCCAGCCGUCCAUCCCGACCGCAGAAAUCCUACCAUAUCAGAUCCACUAGUCUCCCAUGCAGAGCACACCCCCAGAUCUCCCAGCUCAAGGAUGAGAUCAAUGAGCUCAAGACCUGGGAAUCUAAAGCCCUUUCCCGGAAUUCCGCCUGGCUUUGCGACGGUUUGAGCCGUCUCAGGUGCAUUCACGACUCUCUUGACGACCUCCUCCAGCUUCCCCAGACUCAGGACUCACUCCGCCGUCAAUCCCACUGGGUCGAGAAGCUCCUCGAAGAUUUCCUCCGCUUUGUCGACGUCUACGGCAUCUUCCGAGCUGCACUCUUGGCUCUUAAGGAGGAACACCUGGCCGCCCAGGUGGCCAUAAGGAGGAGAGAUGAGUCCAAGAUCGCCUCUUACGUCAAGGCUCGUAAGAAAAUGGAGAAGGAGAUGUCCAAGCUCGUCUCUGUCGUCCGAUGUAUCGGGAAGAGUAUGGUUCCGGGAGCUGUGUCGGUAUCAGAUGGCGAUGCAGAGUUAGCUGCAGUCCUUAAGGACGUCAACGACGUCACCGUAUCAGUGUCCAUCUUACUCUUCAACGGAAUCCUAUCCUCUUCGUCGCCGUCGUCGUCGUCGUCAUUGUCAUCCAAGUCUUGGAUGCUAUGGAGACCCUCGAAGAAGACGAAGAAAAUCGAGGCAGAGGAGGGAAUUCGAGAGCUGGAAGAAGUAAGAGUAGAGAGCCUGUGCCGUUUGAAGAAACAAGGAGAAGAGGAGGUGCGCAUGACAUUGCGAAGAAUGCAGGCUUUGGAAGACUGCAUUGGAGGGAUUGAGAGUGAAAGCGAGAGAGUGUUUAGGAGUUUCAUCAACACCAGAGUUUCUCUGCUCAACAUUCUCACACAAUAGAGAAUAAGAGUGAUGGAUUGGAGAGUUUAAUUAUUGAAGAUUCAAAAUUUUGUUAUUUGAGUUAAAAAGAAGCGGGAAAUAAGAAGAGUCAGGAGCGUGAAGAGAGGCUGUAGUGGUGUGUACAGUAACGAUCAUAUACAUGUAUUCUGUUAAAUUAAAUGAAGGCCCUUUCUAAAUUUCUGGGUCGACGUCGAGCCGAAACUCGCCGACAUUUAUCAUUCUCGCUUAACUCUUGUUUAAUUUUUCCAUAGUUGAGGCUUGAGAUGUAUCAUGUAUGUGGUGGUAGUAAGUGCAGAGGGAAAAAAAUUCAUUAAUUUGUACCAACAAUUGCAUUUUGCACCAUUUUAACAGCAUUAAUUGAUUGAUAUAUUUUGAUGA